GAGCGCCGUCCUCUCACGCGCCCCAGUGUGGAGGUGGGGAGAGGGAUGAGGGGUACACAGCGCCCCCCCGCCCCAGGCGGCGUGGAGGCCGCAAAGCUACCCGACCGCCGCCAUCAGCUGGGCACAAAACUCGAAAGUCGAGGAAUGCCAAGUUUGGCAUCUAUUGAUCUGCAGGUCUAGACCCGCUGGGCCCCCUUUCCCCGCUCCGAGCGACCCCAAACACUCCGCCUUGAAUCAGAAGGGGAUCUAGAAGCGGAGAGCUGCCCGCAGUGGAAACCGUUAACGCCCAGGCCGGGAGGAAAGCGGGUUAGGACGUGAUCCCGCCGCACGGAGGACCCAGGAGGCUCCGGCGCGGCGCUCCGGUGGCGGGAGCGCGCUGCGUGCUGCGCGGGGCGGGCGGCGGCGGCGCGGGCGCGGGGCUGCAGGUGCGACUCCCGCGGACUCCUGCCUGUGCCGGGACCGCCGCCAGCGCGCACGCAGCGCCGCCGGCCCCCCGGCCCCCGCCCACGGAUUGGCCACCAGAGCAUAACCUUCAGUAGCAGAACAAAUCAGGCCAGCCAGCAAGUUGCCAAGUCCUGUGGGCUCCUUGUCAAGGGACACAGCCAGACCCAUUUCUAAUCAACAUCUCCCAACAAACACUUCUGGGUUCCUGAAGGACACCAGACCCGAAUUUGAAACUUUCUGAAGACUUCCAACAGACAUCGAAUGCAAAGGGAUAUUUAGGGUGCCUUUGCACAGAUCUGCUCCAUUUGAGAGACAAAGCGGAACAAUACAGGUGUCACAUUCACCCGGGAAGUCACAACGAACAUAUUUGACUUUGAAACCUCUGCACAUAUAAUGGAUGAUGGUUAUCGAAACAGCCCAAACAUCUACCACAGUGCGAGGGAUAUAGCUCGAGAAGCGACCAGGCAGUCCCGGAACCAAGGAAUGGCUGACUACAGAUAUCAGGACAACUAUGAGGGCCACGUCCCCAGCGAUGGCUACUACCAUGGCAGCGAGUCCAACCCGGAAGAAGAUGCACAGAGUGAUGUCACAGAAGGCCAUGACGAGGAAGACGAGAUCUAUGAGGGCGAGUACCAGGGCAUCCCUCACCCAGAUGAUGUCAAGCCCAAGCAGACCAAGAUGGCACCCUCCGGGGCAGGUGGCCUUCGGGGCCAGGCAGCCCUGAUGGCCGAGAGGAUGGAAGAUGAGGAGCAGCUGGCCCAUCAGUACGAGACCAUCAUCGACGAGUGCGGCCAUGGGCGCUUCCAGUGGAUCCUCUUCUUUGUCUUGGGUUUGGCCCUGAUGGCUGACGGGGUGGAGGUGUUCGUGGUGAGUUUUGUCCUGCCCAGUGCAGAGAAGGACAUGUGUCUGUCCAGCUCCAAGAAAGGAAUGCUUGGGUUGAUAGUCUACCUAGGGAUGAUGGCGGGCGCCUUCGUCCUGGGAGGCCUGGCGGAUAAGCUGGGGAGAAAGAGAGUCCUCAGCAUGUCCCUGGCCAUCAAUGCCUCCUUCGCCUCCCUCUCCUCCUUCGUUCAGGGAUAUGGGGCCUUUCUCCUCUGCCGACUCAUCUCGGGCAUAGGUAUUGGGGGUGCUCUGCCCAUUGUUUUUGCCUAUUUUUCUGAAUUCUUGUCUCGGGAGAAGCGAGGAGAGCAUCUCAGCUGGUUGGGCAUCUUCUGGAUGACCGGAGGCAUCUAUGCAUCUGCCAUGGCCUGGAGCAUCAUUCCACACUAUGGCUGGGGCUUCAGUAUGGGCACCAGCUACCACUUCCACAGCUGGAGGGUCUUUGUCAUCGUCUGUGCCCUGCCCUGCGCUGUGUCCAUGGUGGCCCUGAGGUUCAUGCCGGAGAGCCCGAGGUUUCUGCUGGAGAUGGGUAAACACGACGAAGCCUGGAUGAUUCUCAAGCAAGUCCACGACACCAAUAUGAGGGCCAAGGGUGCCCCGGAAAAGGUGUUCACGGUUUCGCACAUCAAAACUCCCAAGCAAAUGGAUGAGUUCAUUGAGAUCCAAAGCGCGACAGGAACUUGGUACCAGCGCUGGCUGGUCAGGGUCAAGACCACUUUCAAGCAGGUCUGGGAUAACGCUCUGUACUGUGUGAUGGGGCCCUACAGGAUGAACACGCUGGUUCUGGCUGUGGUCUGGUUCACCAUGGCUUUAAGCUACUAUGGUCUCACGGUUUGGUUCCCGGAUAUGAUCCGGUAUUUUCAAGAUGAAGAAUACAAGUCCAAAAUGAAGGUAUUUUUUGGUGAGCAUGUGUACGGUGCCACGAUCAACUUCACGAUGGAAAACCAGAUUCACCAACAUGGCAAACUUGUGAAUGACAAGUUCACAAAGAUGUACUUUAAACAUGUGCUCUUUGAGGACACAUUCUUUGACGAGUGCUAUUUUGAAGAUGUUACAUCUACUGAUACCUAUUUCAAAAAUUGCACCAUUGAAUCAACCAUCUUUUAUAACACAGACCUCUACGAGCAUAAGUUCAUCAACUGUCGGUUUAUCAACUCCACCUUUCUGGAACAGAAGGAAGGCUGCCACAUGGACUUCGAGCAAGAUAACGACUUCCUGACUUACCUCGUUAGCUUCCUUGGCAGUCUGUCUGUCUUGCCUGGGAACAUCAUUUCUGCCCUGCUCAUGGAUAGAAUGGGAAGGAUCAAGAUGAUGGGUGGCUCCAUGCUGACCUCAGCUGUCUGCUGCUUUUUCCUGUUUUUUGGCAACAGUGAGUCCGCGAUGAUCGGCUGGCAGUGCCUGUUCUGUGGGACCAGCAUUGCUGCCUGGAAUGCUCUGGAUGUGAUCACGGUGGAGCUGUAUCCCACCAACCAGAGGGCAACAGCCUUUGGCAUCCUCAAUGGAUUAUGCAAAUUUGGCGCUAUCCUGGGAAACACCAUCUUCGCUUCUUUUGUUGGGAUUACCAAAGUGGUACCCAUCCUUCUGGCUGCCACCUCUCUCGUUGGUGGUGGCCUGAUUGCUCUUCGGCUGCCAGAGACUCGGGAACAGGUCCUGAUGUGAACAGCCUAUGGGGAAAGGAAGUGUUGGAAGAACCUUGUCCAGGAACCUUAAAUACACCCCUACUUCCUGUCUGUCACUGUCCUGAGGACACCUGGAUAGCACAGGAGGAGACGCUGAUUUUGUGGCUGUUAGUUUAGGACGCAUUUCAGUUGUCAGUAUGUCUGUAACUCAGGUGACUGAUUGGAGGUGUCCUGAGCCACCCUUAGAAUCACAGAGCUCAGUGGUUGGCUUCAAGUCUCCCCAGCCCAAGGCAGGAGGAGGAUAGCACCCUCUAUGAGUGCACACAAUAAGCAAGGAGUGUGUAUUUCCCCAAGUGAGGUGCAAGGACUUAUUUGCAUUUCAAAAUGAAUUUGAGAGUGAGAAACACUCAAGCUCCUCCAUAAGUUUCCUCAGAGCCCCCAGUGACCUAGCAAAUUGAUUUGGGAGGAAAUUAGAGUCAUCGUAUGAGUAUCAGGCUAUGAAUAUUGAAAUACAGUAUACAUAUAUUUUUACAUUGAAUAUUACCCAUCCUAGUUUCCAUUUGAAAAUUGGCACAAUAGCAUUGAAGAUACUCUGAUAUAGAAAAACCAAAUAUUUUAGCAAUAUCUAUAGAAAUCUACUUUCCCGCUCAAGUGUCUGUUGAAUUUUCCAUGAUGAUUAGGUGGUAAAUUCAAGAAUGAUGUUUACUUCUGUUUUGAUCUAUUCAGAGAAACAGAAUGGUUUUGGUAUUCUGUAAAUUACUUUGUACAGAACUGUAUUUAUACUUAAUUUGCAGAGAUAGUAUCUGCAAAUAUUUGCCAGCAUUGAAGCCAUAUUUUGGGAGGACUUGGUGUUUCAGGUUCUGGGAAAUUGGGUCUGAUGGCAUGAAAUGCAAGCACAAUUUCUUAUAGCCAUUUAACUUGCUGUCGGGAGGGUGCACUUAGCAAACUCACGUUGUACAGUUCAUUUAAUCCAGGCCCUGUUCUUCGUGUAGGUGGAGCAGUUAUUUCUCUCCCUUACACAGAUCACUUGAAACUCAUGAGCACUGUCCUCAAUAUUGGCGUUUGACUUUGCCGCACACCCAGACACACUAUGAGGUUCUGGCACUUGGUUUGCAGCAAGAACAAAACACGGUGGACAACAGGGGCGAUCGAGGGAGACAAGGAGAAGGGCAGCCAUAGUUCUUCGAAGUGUAAAUUUUUUGUUUCUUUUAGCAGUAAAAUAUGUCCCAUAUUUGUGCUAAUGGUCAGGUUCCAUGAGAAGUCUAUGCUCUGUGUCUCGGUGAUGAGCUUUGGAAGCACAUGGCUUGGAAGUUAAGGGGUGUAGUGGAUGUCAAAUGUGUUUCCUUCCAAGAGAACUCUUUCCUGAGAUGCUGUUUGGAAGAGGAACGGGCGUGGAGUGGGGUGUGGAACCUAGACAGACGGCUCUGAUGGGGUCAGCAGUAGACGGAAGUCUUGACCACUUAGAAAAGGAACAAUUUUUCAUCCACUGGAACUUAGCAUGGGAGUGGCAGUGAGCUAGGGGCUCCUGCCCUGGAGGUGACUGGCUGAGGCCAGGUGAACACCGGUUGGCAAGAACUGCUGGUUUGAGGUGAUUCGCAGAGCUCUCAAUGCUGUGAAGUGUCCCACUUUCCUACCAGAGAUCUCCACAAAUUUAAACAGAACAGUGGUGACUGUGUUGAGUGUUUUCUGUUUUGGAGACAUGCUUAGGCCCUGUGACAGCUUCAGAAAAUCUUUCUGGUAUUCUCUGAAGUAACAGGUAGACAGCAGGUAAGAGUAAAUUUUAUGACACUUUUCUACCCUGGAUUUGAAAUCAGUUUUAAUGGUUAAAAUGUUUAUUUUCCUUCUUUUGUCCCCUACAUCUUUAGUCACUCUUUUUUUUCUGCACAGGGAAGGAAGACAGAUCAGCUCUGAGUUGACACUCUAUUUCCCCAAAAUAUAUAAAUAUACCAUUGUGUAUUAUUGUUUCUCUCAGUCUUCUGUAAGAGUUACCUAACAUAAGCUCUAUGUCAGUAAUGAGAAGCCCAAUGUAAUAUAGCUGUAAUAUACUUUCCAUAUUCUUAUGACAUGAAAUAGAGUGGCUAGGUUCAUAUAAGAGAAUCGUGUAAACCUGGGAUUACCACAUCCCUUAUGACAUUAUUCUUCACCGGGAUACUACAAUUCAGUGAGCAGCUACUACAUCAGAAAUUUACAAGGCAGUUAGAGUCUACAUUUCUAGUUAAGAUGGAUCUUAUAAAUCUAAGACCUGAUUAGUUUUUGAGUGUUGAGGUGGCUGCAAUAAUUUUGGGGUGAACUCCACCUGAUUUUCAAGCUCUAACUUCUGCAUUAUCUUUCUAGCUGCUUAAACCAGCAGUCUAACUGGCCAAGGGCAAUUCCCAUUUCAUCCAUCACUUGGGCCUUUGUAAAGCGUGCAGCCAUUCUUUGCAGCCUUUCUCCUUGAAGGGAUUGUCUGGCACUGGUACCUGGCCACUUCUUAAAUGCUGUCACUUCUGCUGAGAUAAAUGCUACUUUAAAAAUAGUCUCUGUGACAGGUCAUUGGGGGAUAAUGUCCAUUCCUGGCCAGACACUUCUUUUUCAUUUCACGUUCUACCUUGAGAAACUCCUUGAUGGCAUCCGUGGAGAUUAAAAGAUGAGGCUCCUGUUCAUUGAGCAAAUCUGUUCACAGUUCAUGAUGUAUUUUAUGAUACCCAGUUUGGGUACUUCCUUUUAAUAGUCUCAGCUGUAUUGUGUCAUCUCUUGCGCUGAUAUUUGAUCUCCUGUUUUACUGGAAUAAUUAGUGAAAGGGCUGUGCCUCUUUGUGACAUUUAUAGCACAUGAGCCCGAGGCCAUAUAAUAAAUAACCCUAUUCCCAGGAUUCUCUGGUACCUUGUAUUAGUUCAUUAAAAUCAUAAUAAAAAUAAUUGUAAGCAAACUUUCAAGACUUGAGGCUAGAGAUUAUUUCUAGACAUGAAGGGCUCUUCUGGAUUCGUAAACAGAUUGGAUUGUGGGGGAAUAUUGUGAAUCCCUUCUUCAACUUUCUUUUUUGCAUGUAGGGACGUUGAGAGGUUAAAUGAAGCAACCAAGGUGACAUGGAGCUAGGAGUGGGUUACAAGGCCUACAGUGACACUCUGUCUUGUGUUUCUGGACCAGUCUCUCCUUCACUGACACCCAACUGCAGGGAGUCCCAUCUAGUCUCUGGGGGAUGGGACAAUGCGACUGACAUUCCCUGAGCCAUUCAUUGGAAACGCAUUUGAGUGUUUUACCCAGAGUAAGUUGGAAGGAUCAGUAUACAUACGAAAAGUUUAGAAUAUACUCAUCCAUUUAAUCAUUCAUUCAUUCAACAAAUCCUUACCUAGCUCCUACUAUGUGCCAGUCUCUGAGCUUGGCUCUGGGGAUCUAGUGGUGAAAGAACCACAGUUCCUACCUGCUGCCCCCUCUUACUUACAGCAAGUGGGCAAGAUGGAUGUUCAGUUGGCAAUAACAGUGAAGUGCAGUGAUCUCAUAAUUAGUCAAACCUUUUGAUUAUAAGAGGAUAUUCUUAUUUGUUUGUCAGUCAGCUGUGGGUAUCUGAAUGUGGUUGCCCUCUCUGGUUCCUCUCUUCCUCAAGGAACAUGCCAAUUUCUUAUAUUUAUAAACCAGGUAAGGGAAGACAUACUUGUUCAUUUUCUACAGAGCUUAAUCAGUUCCUACUUAAAUCCACGUGCCAGAAAGUUCUAUGUGGAAAAAGGGAUGGGAGCGGGCAGGCAUUGGUUUAGUGGGCAAAGCUCCCAGGAGCCCUGGGAAAGGUGUUAUCCUUUCACCCUUUAUUUUUCUAGGGAGCUUCUGAAUGCACACUGACAUAAUAUUUUGGGAUUUAGUUAGGAUUAGGAUGGAUGGAAUAUAACUGAAAACCCAAACAAGCAGGUUUAGAAUACAUGUAUGUUAAGUUCAAAGUUUAUUUCUCUCUCAUAUAAAAAAUCUGAAGGAAAGAAAGCCAUGGCUAAUAUGGAUGUUUUUGAUCUGAUUUUUGGGAACAGACUCCUGCCUUUAAACUCCUUAACUUUUAGUGUACAGUUUCUAUCAUGGAGGCUGCCUCUUGGACUGAGAUGGCUGUUGGAGCACCAGUCCUCGCAUCCACAAUUCCGGCAGAAAGCAAAGGGACUGAACAUCUCAGCUGAGCCAGCCUCCCUUGAAACUAACUGGUCUCCUGGACGUCCCUUCCAGUUGCUUGCACAUGUGUAUCAUUGACCUACACUUGUUUUGGGGGCGGCUGAGAAAUGUGGCAUUUACCUGACAAUAUUGCCACCCUCUUCCGGAUUGAGGAUCUUGGUUCUAAGGGAGAAAGGGGGGAAGGAUCGGUGGAUCAUGCUUCUUAAACUUCAGUGUGUAUCGGGAUCACCUGGAGAGGUCACACUGGGGGGCCCCACCUGUAUCUGGGGUGGGAGUCUGACAAUUUUUAUUUUUACACAGCUCCCAGGUGAUGUGGCUGGUGUCUGUCCUUGGGCCAUAUUUGGAGUGGUACUGACAGCCUACCAAUCUGAUUUGUUGGGGAAGCUCUUUAAAUCCAGCCCAACCAGAAACUCACAGAAAAGAAAAGCUAGCAGAAAAGCAAGCAGCCAGUGAAAAAUGAUCAUCAUUUUCCUAAAGUUCAGAGGCAGUCAAGCCAUGUCAGUGCAUCACUAACUAAUGACUGUGCAUGAAAAUAUUCCCUUCACUGCUUGGUUUCUCUCAGGCCCUGUCCUUGUGAACCCAUGGCUGCUGGUGGGCCUCUGAUAACCUCUUACACUUAGCAGAGGGUGCAUGCCCUUUCACCUGGGAGUUGAUGAGCUCUGUUUUACCCAUUUCCAUGUGCUAAUCAUUUUUACAGACACAAAUACAGUUGUGGUACAUUGUAAUCCAUUAGGCCUUAUAGUGAUACUCUCUGAUCUUAAAAGCUUUUUCGUACCUGGGAAUGCACAGAGGGUAAUAAAGACGUAACUAUGUGUAAA
Manis javanica (Malayan pangolin) is the source of this 7882-nucleotide messenger RNA. RefSeq names its product synaptic vesicle glycoprotein 2B (gene SV2B). Gene Ontology annotation, molecular function: transmembrane transporter activity. Gene Ontology annotation, cellular component: neuron projection; synaptic vesicle membrane. Lineage: Eukaryota; Metazoa; Chordata; Mammalia; Pholidota; Manidae. Gene Ontology annotation, biological process: transmembrane transport; chemical synaptic transmission. The record is from RefSeq and is a predicted model, not a curated record.